Messenger RNA from Peromyscus leucopus (white-footed mouse), 1945 nucleotides. It is a transcript of the gene Cd300e, whose product is annotated as CD300e molecule. The record is from RefSeq and is a predicted model, not a curated record. The transcript is spliced from 4 exons. Gene Ontology annotation, cellular component: plasma membrane. The coding region runs from base 115 to 738 and encodes 207 amino acids. Lineage: Eukaryota; Metazoa; Chordata; Mammalia; Rodentia; Cricetidae. Gene Ontology annotation, molecular function: transmembrane signaling receptor activity.
AAAAACACAGAGGAAAGUGGAACAAGAAGGUGGGUGCCAGGGCUCUGUUACGCACAUCUGGAUUCCAGCAGCCACCUGAAUUUUCCUAGAGGCAGCACCCAGCAAGGCAGGAGCAUGUGGCUGUGCCCAGGUCUGCUCCUUUUCUGCCUUCAAGGCUGUCUAUCUCUGACGGGCCCUGGCUCUGUGUCUGGCUACGUGGGAGGCUCUCUUCAUGUGCAGUGUCAAUAUGGAAAAUCAUACAAGAACCAUCUCAAAUACUGGUGUCGAGGAGAGUAUGACACAAAAUGUAAAACUAUUGUGGAAACCAAAGGAAAUGGGGAAGAAAAGAAGAAUGGCCGAGUGUCCAUCAGAGACCAUACUGAGAACUUCACCAUGACAGUGACCAUGGAGAACCUCAGCGAAGAUGACGCUGGAUCUUACUGGUGUAAGAUUCAAACUUUCUUUAUCUGGGAUUCAUGGUCACGUGACCCAGCCGUCCUUGUAAAGGUACAUGUUUUCCCAGCCACAACUCCCAUGGAGACCACACUCCCAGCAACAACUCCCACCCUCCCACUAGUGAAUACUGGACAUCUGAGGAUGAGCACCACCGAGCUGUUCUUCCUCCAACUAUGGUCCCUGCUCAGCAGCAUCCACUUCCAGGUCCUGGUCUUCCUGAAGCUACCCCUGUUUCUGAGCAUGCUCUGUGCUGUCUUCUGGGUGAACAGGCUUCAGAAGAUCCCUGGGGGGAAUUUAGAGUGAAUUUCCCAAGAGCUAUGAAGCGAAGCAUCCCAGGAAUGUUCUGGGAGGGACUCAGCCCUUGCAGACUGGAUGAGAGACACUGGACUCUGGGUUGAUUCUGCACAGAGGCAGCAGUGCCUGGAUUCUGGACUUCACUAUUCCCAUGUCUUAAGGGAGGGUCCUGGUUAUCUGAGAGUCUUAGCAAUCAGACUCCUGUGGAGUCCUCAGCAUAAAGAGGGAACAAGGUUGGGACAUACUUUUAAUCCCAGUGUUGGAGAGGCAGAGGCCGGUGGCUCUCUAUGAGUUCAGGGCUAGCCUAGUUUACAUAGUGAGUUCCAGGACAGCCAGGGCUAUAUAAACAAGACUCAAGGCUAUAUAAACAUCCUCCACCGACCCAAAAAAGGGAACAAGACUCCCCUGAGCCCUGUGUUGGAGGUCCUCCUUUCCCUUCUCCAGAUUUCUUGGUUUCUGCUCUCAUGUCAGCUCCAAAGGGUAAGAACCCUCUAGAAGGUUCUUGAGCACCUCUAGCCCCCUUGAUCUCUGUGACAUAAAAGCAUCUCAGGUCAUUGUCUCUGAUGGCAGCAAUCACCUCCUUCCUACAGAGAAGAGUUUCCUGAGGAACACAUCCCUCAUAGAUUUGGAUCACAGGCCAUGUUCCCUCUUCUAGAACAAUCCCAGAGGAUUCGGCUUCUGGCAGAGCAUCUUCACGGCCCACUUUCUCAAAAAUACAGCUUUUUUAAAAACCUCAUCUGAUCCUUAUAGUUCACAUGAUCUUGAAGCCUCCUUAUGUCCCAUGACCAGAGAGCAUGUGUCAGAGUUCAGCACAUACUUGGCUGGGCUGAAAAUAGCCAAUCACCUUGAAAGUGAAGUUCUGUGGUUACUCAGAUCAGCAGUAGAGAAAGGUGGUGAGUGCUCUGGAUGUCACUCUGUAUUUCCUAACCCAGGGGUCUCCUGUGCAUAGUACCAACUUAGGGUUCAUCUUUGUUCACUUUAGAAACUGGCUGAGAACACCUUGAGGAUAAAGAUAGAUAUUCAAAGACAGAUGCAGGGCCAGUAGUGAGGAGAUAUCAUAUCAUCUGGGCAUCCACUGGACAUCCUCAGCUCAGAAAAAGGCCCGUUUGUUGAAUGCUUGCCAGGUUUCUUCCUUGAUGUUCUUUGCAGGGGGGGCCUCACAGGGUUAGCUACAAGUGUCACCAUCUCCAUUCACUCCAGGCAUUCAUGUCAGACC